Anguilla rostrata (American eel) is the source of this 3791-nucleotide messenger RNA. It is a transcript of the gene etv5a, whose product is annotated as ETS variant transcription factor 5a. Gene Ontology annotation, cellular component: nucleus. NCBI's taxonomy places the organism in Eukaryota, Metazoa, Chordata, Actinopteri, Anguilliformes, Anguillidae. The record is from RefSeq and is a predicted model, not a curated record. Gene Ontology annotation, molecular function: DNA-binding transcription factor activity, RNA polymerase II-specific; sequence-specific DNA binding. Gene Ontology annotation, biological process: regulation of transcription by RNA polymerase II; cell differentiation.
CAGCACAUCCAUUGAGAAAACCUCAUUCAAGUUUUGCGUGUCGAACGGAACGCAUCAGUUGAUCAGAGACCAGACGCCGUUUUAUAUCGUGUGGGAUUAAAACAAAAAACAUCGUAUUGUUUCGGCACGCCAAGGGAAUCAGUACAACACAUUGCGGGAGGAACUGACAAGCAUAAACCUUACUGCCUUGCCCGUCGCUUCAAGCGAAGACCAUUAGCUGGGAAUCUCAGCAAACCCCGGCAACAUGGACGGAUUUUACGACCAGCAGGUCCCUUUUAUGUUACCCCCCAGUCAGAAGUCUCACGUGGAAGAACCUUGCGACAGACCUUUCAAUGACCGGAAGAGAAAGUUUGUGGACACUGAACUGGCCCAGGACACAGAAGAACUCUUUCAGGACCUCAGUCAGCUGCAGGAAAUAUGGAUUGCCGAAGCUCAGGUUCCCGAUGACGAGCAGUUUGUCCCAGAUUUCCAGUCAGAUAACCUGGUGUUUCAUGGACCCCCCCCCACCAAGAUCAAGCGCGAGCAGAGUGCCUCCAAAGAGCUGUCCCCCUGCGGCCAGGACCCGAACCUCAGGCCCUAUGGAGAGAAGUGCCUUUACAGCUACAGUGCCUAUGACAGGAAGCCUGCCAUGGGCUUCAAACCACUGACUCCGCCUUCGACGCCCGUCUCGCCGUGUGGCUCCGCCCACACGCCAGGGGCCCGCCCGCUCCACGAGCAGACCCCUCCCGCCGUCCCCGGCCCCCAGACGCCGGGACCCCGCCCCCUGCACGGGCAAGCGGCCAUUCAGGGCGCCGCGCACAAUCAGAGGACGCUCGCGCUCCACAGCCAGACCCCGCCCUUCGCCGUGCCCUGCCCGCCCCUCAAUCACGCCGACAACGCCUACGCUCGCCCGCAAAUACGCAGGCAGCUGUCUGAGCCCUGCUUACCUUACCCACCCUCCGAGGUCCCGGGACGCCCCUUCCACCCCCACGCGCCCCGGACCGCGUCCUGCGACGGCCGCCCCCCGUACCAGCGCCAGAUGUCCGAGCCCCUCGUCCCCGUGCCCCCCCAGGGCUUCAAGCAGGAGCUGCUGGACCCCCGCUACGCCGAGCAGUGCCCCCCCGCCAUGGCGCCCUCCCGGCCCAGCCCCCUGCAGCCCCCCACCCCCCACGGCAGCUUCAACCCCCUGGCCAUCAAACAGGAGCCCCGGGACUUCUGCUUCGACUCUGAAGUGCCUAACUGCCAGUCUUCGUUUGGGAGGGCAGCGAGCUUCUACCAAAACGGCCGCGAAAGCUUUCCCUUCGAGAGAGAGCCGCACCUGUACUACGACGACACCUGCGUGGUCCCCGAGCGACUGGAAGAGAAGGUGAAGCAGGAGCCGUCCGUGUACCGCGAGGGCCCGCCCUACCAGCGCCGCGGCUCCCUGCAGCUCUGGCAGUUCCUGGUCACGCUGCUGGACGACCCCGCCAACGGCCACUUCAUCGCCUGGACGGGCCGCGGCAUGGAGUUCAAGCUCAUCGAGCCGGAGGAGGUGGCCCGUCGCUGGGGCAUCCAGAAGAACCGGCCGGCCAUGAACUACGACAAGCUGAGCCGCUCGCUGCGCUACUACUACGAGAAGGGCAUCAUGCAGAAGGUGGCGGGGGAGAGGUACGUGUACAAGUUCGUGUGUGACCCCGAGGCCCUCUUCUCCAUGGCCUUCCCCGACAACCAGAGGCCCAGCCUGAAGGCCGACCCCGACAGCCUGCCGGGCGCGGAGGACGAGACCCUGCCCCUCACCCACUACGACGAGGCCGCCCCCUACCUGGUGGACGGGGGGGAGCAGUGCAUGGCGUCCAUGUCCUUCCCUGAUGGAUAUGUGUACUGAGGGCCACCUUCAAUGCCCACCCGCCCCCCCCCCCCCCCCCAGCCCUCUGCCACCCCCACGACCCGUCCCAGAAUCCGAACUGCUGAGCAGCAUGGGAUACGUCUGAACCACAUCCCCCCCCAACUCGCCCCCCCCACUCCCCCCUUCUUGACUUGUUGCCCACUUCCUGAUUUGUAUCCCACUCUCCGAAACAGGAACCAGCUCUGGCACCAAAUAAUGGAACUGGACUGGCAUAAUGGGACGAUUAGAAUCGAAAGGCUCCACCCAUUUAUCAGAAGAAAGGGGGGGGGGGCGGUGCCUUUGUUGCUAUGGAGACUGGGAGAAGGGUCAAGGGAGGGGCCCCACAGUGCAGUGGUCUGACAGAUAUUUCUGUGCAGACUGCAAGACUUGUAGCAAUUCUGUAUUUGACAAUCUGCUUUUCUAAAUGAGUAAAGUAUAUAAGGAUUAUAAUCUUAAAGAAAAAAAAUCAAAACACAGCACUAUUCUGUAGUUGCCUUUUUGGUCCCCAGCUAUUUUUCUUUUGUUUUCUCUAAAUCUUUGCAGAAUAAAAUUUUUUAAAAAAGCUACAGAAUAUAUUACUCAAGACAUUGUAAAUGAAAAGGGCUUCGUUUUGCAAAAUAAAAAAAAUAUUAAAUCUGAUUCGUUGUCUAAUCCGGGUCAGAAACUGAUUUAGAUAACACUGGCUUCACGGUAAUUAUGGCUUUUCAUGUAAUGAAACUUGUUUUUUGUUUUGCUUAGUUGAGGCCUGCUCUUUUCAGCUCCUCAGCUGCCACACUAACAUUUCAUUUUGCGACGGGGGUGGAGGACUGUCCAAAUGACCGUUAUUUACGAUGCGUUUUUCCUGUCACAUUGGACUGAGAAGCCACGCCCCCCCCCCCCCCCCGACUUGUCGGUGAUGGUCCAGCAACCAAUCGCACCUUCUGGAGAAUGCAUCAGAGCGAGAGACUGAGAGAGCUCGCGGCUCGGCUGCGUCACUGGGCCCGAUGGAUCUCUCUCGCUCUCUCUCCGUGCAGAAACACCUCAUCACUCCUUCUCUCUCUUUUUGUCUCGGUAAAUGCAACAAGUCCGUUGCUUCUCUGUUCCAAGGACCGGAAUCUUUUUCUAUCUUUGUGAGACGAAAAUUCAAAAGGGAUGCAUACAAACAGUAUUUUUUUUUUUCCUGGAAGCUUUGAAUUUAUAAAUAUGUAAACGUAUAUAUAUAUAUUAAAAUGAUGGUCAUGUUUUGUAGGCUUUUUUGUAUUUAGAGCUUAAUGUUUUUUUUUUGUUUUGUUUUGUUUUUUCCCCUUGUUUUUUGUUUUGUUUUUUUGCACUGCACUCCUUUGAGGUUUUGUAAAAACGCACAGUGAUGGUAGUACAGAGAACUCGCAUGCAAACGAGCAAAAAAUCCUCCUCUCCCAUUGGUCACUUCUACUCUGCCACGUUGACGGAAGUCCACUGCCUCUCCUUGCAUGCUGUAUACAAUGGGCAACUGCAACUGCUCACUAACAUAUCGCUUUACCUUGGACAAGACGAAAUUGUGUGAAAAGUUCUCUGCAUUUAUAUUGUUUCAUUGAGUUUUUUUUUUCUUUUCAAGAGGAAAAAAAAGAAAACCUAUAUAUAUAUUUUUGCAAAGUCUGCAUUAGUUUGAUUAACUGUAUAAGCUGUAUAGUUUCGCCUCUCACAGAUGUGUAUUUUAAAAUCUCGGUCCCCCGUGAUUUAAGGAAACGUCGAGAAGCUAGUGGUGUGGAGGGCGGGGCCUCUGUCGGAGAGAGGCGUGUCUUGUAUGCCCGUUCGGUGUCUCCUGUGAUUGGAGGGAGGUGUGUCCCAUCCACCCCGCUGUGUUAAGGUCAUCUGCACUUGUAUAGGCCUCCCCCUCCCCCCCGCCCCCCACCCUCCCAUCACAACGUGUACCUUACACUGCUGAGUUUAUAAUCUGUACUGAGUACAAUAAACUAUCCUUUCUGCUUCA